Symbiodinium sp. CCMP2592 is the source of this 3000-nucleotide messenger RNA. The record is from the annotation of a GenBank genome assembly. Lineage: Eukaryota; Dinophyceae; Suessiales; Symbiodiniaceae.
AUGCACUGGAAUGCGUCCAGUGAUAGCCACUACGAUGCUCCGAUCAGCCGUCAGCUCACGCGCAAUGGCAGCCACUACUUCGGAAGCACCUGGAGCCUGCCUUUGUCUCAGAUGCGCGAGUACUCUCCGGCCGAUCAUCACGACUCGGAUGGAGAGGACGACGGCGGAACAAUUUCGGAGGCUUCCGAGGACUCAGACACCAGCCAGGACGAGAUCAGCUGCACAUCUGCCUUCUGCCGUGAGCCGGACAAGGGCGAGCUGAGCUGGGAGCAGGUGGUUCAGCAAGAGAGAUGGCUGAUAAAGCGCAAGCGAGCAUGCCUGAAGCCCGAUCGGGACCAGGCUCCCUUUUCCAUUGCUUUCUCCGGUGGAGGCGUGCGCGCGGCGGCCUUUCAGGCCGGAGUGCUUUGGCGCUUGGCAGAGGCUGGCAAAAUGCAGAGCGUGGAGCACUUCGUGGCUGUGUCAGGGGGCGCCUAUGUGGCCUCGGCCUUUGCCUCUACGCUGACGGCAGAAACCCCGAAGCCGCAGGACCGGAACGAAGUCACGAGCUUCUAUCUUCGCUGUGCGGCGAAGACAAUCUGUCGGAUGCAGCGGAAUGUUAGCUAUUUGGUGCGCGACCUUCGGCGAGGCAAGCUUUGGCAAAGCGACGACGACGGGUCGAGCCGCGUGCCUCCCAUCUUAGACCUCCCGCUGCUGGCGAUCAUGGGGAUUUUCUCCAUGCUGAUCAAUCCGCUGACAGCCUUUGCUAUCUACUUGUUUCCCUUCACCGAAGGUAUCGACCUCUUCGAGGGGUUUGGGAUGAAGGCUGCCUUCUGCGUUCCCGCCCGUGAUAUGGCUAUACCGAUCUUCAGCAUUUGGGGGCCAUCCUCUCGCUCCUUGAUGUUCCUGAUCAUUUGUGUCCUUUCGGGCUUUGCUUUGUGGCUCUUCUCCGCAUUCCGAGUCUGCAAUGUUUGGAGGCAUCCCGCCGGAGAGGUGCCUCGGAUUGCCCAGAUCAUGCUCAGCCUUCGAGCCGUGAUCGUCCGUGCGUCUGUGAUUCAGAUGGUGAUCUGGGUGCUUAUCACAGGAGCCUUCCUUGCUGAGCUGGGCACCAUGCCCGCUAGCGAUCGCUUCGACGCAUGCUCGACGUACAUCCGAAGCCGAACUGUUUUCCAAGACGGUUCGGUCUUCUUCAACUGCACCUGCCGGGACCUGUAUGCAGGGUAUCCCUGGUGGACGUCGUCAUACUUCGUCGGAGACUAUUUCACGCAGCCCGAGCAGCAGAUCAUCAACGCCACCAUGCCGGGUUUACCUACGUGGAGGCACAUGUUGCUGAAAGAGGCGGACUUGGGCACAGAGCUGAGGACAGUUCAACUCCUCCUGAGGGUCAACUCACUUCUGCAUGACAGCCUCAAACGUGUGUCCAAUGCACUGGGAAAACCCUCCAUCGGGCCACUGAUCGUUGCGGCUUUGAUAUUGGCUCUUGUCCUCAAUCCGUUUAUCCGCGGCAUCUUUCUUCGAGCAAUGUCCCUUUUGGGCCCGGUGAGCGCUUUGCUAGCGACCGGCUGCGUGGUCCAGCAUCGGAUUUUUUCGCCCAUCACGCAGCGGACCUACUUUUUUGGCCUCAUUGGUCCACCACAUGACUGGUACGUCGGUUUUGGCAUUGCCACGUUCAUCUGCGCUAUCGUCAUCGUUCUCUUCUAUCACCACCUGCAUUCCGUGUCGCACACCUUCUAUGCACGGAGUCUCCAGAAGGCAUACUUCGAGCAUGGCAAGGACCAGACGUGGUCCGAUGUCAAGAACAACGACUACUGCCCACUCUUCCUUUUCACUGGUACGGUGACGGAUUUUCGUCAACCCGGAGACGAGAUGGCGAUUACAGAGAUCUCCAUGAGCCCACUUCAUACCGGCAGCGACAAGACGGGCUUUGUCGACACACCGCCCUGGCGGAGCCUCGCAAAGUCUGCAGCUUUGGCGGCAGCCGCCACCGAUGCCUUUAUCAUCGGCAUGUUGGAUCGCGCACGGUAUCGCUUUUGGCUGGAGUUUCUGAACCUCCGCAUGGGUGACUACAUCCUCUUCGAACGCCGACCUCUGAAGCUCGUCGCGAGGAUCAGCCGCUGGAGGUGCAUCUCUGACAAGCCGUUUUUCCUUUACGGGACGGUGCCCAUCAUCUUGCAGACCGUUGCUUUGGUGGCAGCAAUGGCGAGCUUCUUACUGGCCUGUAGCAGUGUUCGCACCGACGACCGUCAGUGCGCACAGGCGCGACAGUGGUACUUGGUCUGGGCUGGGAUUCUGGGAGGCUCUCUGAUCUUGAGCUUCUUCGCUGGCAACGGCAUGCUGGAGAUGUUCCUGCACUCUCCGGCCAUCCGCCAUCUUCACAUGGCACUGCGGUAUUACCACACGGCCGAGAAGGCCCCUAGCCUUGUCUACGUUACGGACGGGGGCGUCCAGGAUUGCACCGGUGUCCUGCAGCUUCUACGGCGUCGGACUGCACAGAUCCUGUUGGCCUUGGCCGCGUCGGAUCCUGACGAUGAGCUAUCCGUGUUAAGGGAGACCAUGCAGUUGGCUGUAGCGCACGGUUAUGCGUCCUUCUAUGAUCCUCUCGACCCGCGACGUGAUCCCACUUUUGUCCUGGAAGAUUUCAAGCUCAACCUGGAGCAAAAGCAUUUCGUUCUGGGCAUUCGCUAUCCUCCCCACACACGGGGCGUCGACUACGGUGCGAAGCUGACGGGCCGCCUCGUGGUGGUGAAGAACCGUUUGCCGCCUUCCCUCGAAGACCUUCAGCCCGAGAAGCUGUUGACAGAGGAGGAGAUCUUCGUUCGCCGGAAUUCGGGACGGCCCUUGUCUCCCCGCUGGAAGGCUGGGAAGUAUUUUUCAAUCUUGGUUGGGGGGGGCGGGCUGUCAGCUACAGACGCGGAAGAGUUCGGAUUGCAGGCCUCGGCUACAAGGGCAUGCCUAAAGGGCCCAAAGGGACAGAGGGGGCAAGUGCAGACAGAAAGACCUUCGGCGUGGAGCAUCCAUCGCUGA